This is a messenger RNA of Aureobasidium musti, 1029 nucleotides long. Lineage: Eukaryota; Fungi; Ascomycota; Dothideomycetes; Dothideales; Saccotheciaceae. The record is from the annotation of a GenBank genome assembly.
AUGUCGAAACGAACACUAGACACCUUCUUCAGCCCCUCUCAGAAGAAAGCAAAGAUAUCGCUUAGCGAAUCAAAAGAUGCGCCGUCAAAUCACUCCACAUAUCCAUUCGCCAUACUGCAAUUGCCACCAGAAAUUACCGACCUGUUGAAUUUCGCUCCGGAAGCGGAAGGCAAAGUGAUAAAUGACCAACCGGAUCUGGAUCUCUUGUAUUUCCAACCAUAUGUACCGGGCUCGAUAUCAACACCCUUGUUUGAGUUUUUACGGCGAGAGUUGUUCUUCUACCGUGUCAAGUACAAGAUCAAGCGGGGACCUGUCGAGACAGAUAUCAACACGCCACGCUUCACGACUGUCUUUGGUGUGGAUGAAACCUCUUCUUUCCUACCCGAUGGAUCACUCAUCGACGCAACUACCAANAAGCCAAUCCCCAAAGACCGCUACAAGACCUGUAACCCGCGGCCCAUACCCGCCUGCCUAGAUCUACUACGCAAACUCACCGAAGCAGCAACAGACCAAUGCUACAAUUUCUGCUUGGUGAACUACUACGCCACCGGCGACGACAGUAUCUCCUACCACAGCGACGACGAAAGAUUUCUGGGCGUGGAUCCCGCAAUUGCAUCGUUCAGUUUAGGAGCCAAGAGAGAUUUUCUGAUGAAGCAUAAACCUACUCCGCCUUCUGAUGAUAAGAGUGCAGUGGCAAUUGCUUCGGAAACCAAACCUUUGAAGUUGCCUUUGGGAAGUGGGGAUAUGGUGUUGAUGAGAGGUACGACGCAGAGUAAAUGGCUGCACAGCAUUCCCAAGAGGAAAGGAGGAGAAAGUGGAAAUGGUAGAAUCAACAUUACGUUUAGGAGGGCUAUGGUGACGGGAGGUACGGAAAAUUACUACCGGUACAACGUUGGCGAUGGAGAUGUCAUGAAGUGGGAUGAGAAGACCAAGAAGAUGGUUGUUUGGGGUGUCAAGAAGGGAGAUGGUGAGGCUGUCAAACAGGAAAUCAAAGCGGAAGAUGUAGACAAGGGAUAUGCUGGAUUGUAG